This is a messenger RNA of Dentiscutata erythropus, 978 nucleotides long. The record is from the annotation of a GenBank genome assembly. Lineage: Eukaryota; Fungi; Glomeromycota; Glomeromycetes; Diversisporales; Gigasporaceae.
AUGAAGUCUGAUAAUAAUAAAGACCCUUCUUUUGCGUCUGGCAACUCAAAGAAAAAUAGAAAGCCUUCUUUAAUAUCCAUUAAUAUUGAUAUUGCUGAUACAGCAGAGGAUUUAAAUGAAGUUGUUUCUCCUCUUUUAGACAAAUUUAAAACAAUAAACGGAAGAGAUUUCUUUGAUAUUGAAGACUUAAAUUAUAUAUUACCAUCUGAUAAAUUAGAGGCUGAAAGGGCAGCUUUGGUUCAUAUACUAAAUAAGCAUUUAUGGCGAAGUAACUUUCGCUCUCCAAUUGCAGAAAGAUUGGAAAAAGGCAGUGCCAAAAUACUUGAAAUUGGAUGUGGUCCAGGUUGUUGGAUAAUCGAUAUGGCACUAGAAUAUCCAUCUUCAACAUUUAUAGGAAUUGAUGUUGAUUCCUCCUUCUUUCCUCCUGCUGAUAAAUGUCCUCCAAAUGUUUGUUUUCUUACAUACAACGUUACUUACGGAAUUCCAUUUCCUACGGAAACUUUUGAUUUUGUUUAUAUGGGUAUGAUGUGGUCUGCUUUUACGGAGCCUCAAUGGUCUGACUUGAUCAAAGAUAUUGUUAGAGUUUUAAAGUAUGAUGGUUGGGUCGAAUCUCUAGAACCAACUUCUCGACUUCAAAAUAUGGGGAAAACCACAAAAUGGAUAGAAGAUACUGAAAAAGGUGUUAAUGUUCGCAUUUGUGCUAUGAUGCCAAAAUUUUUUGAAUCAAAUUAUGAACUUACAAGCAUACAACGCGUUAAAGUAGAAUACCCAAUAGGCGAUUGGUUUGGAUGUUUUGGUAAAUACUCAUUGAAUAACCUUCGUGGUAUAUUCCAAGGUUUAGCAUUUAUGCCAAAAUAUAUGGGUAUAACCCAUGAAGAAUAUAUUGAGCUGUUGAACGAUUUUGUUAAAGAAUCAAACGAAAAUAAAACUUAUACGCAUCUUCAUAGAUGUUUUGCUAAAAAAACUUCGUUUGAUUAA